Messenger RNA from Durusdinium trenchii, 2895 nucleotides. The record is from the annotation of a GenBank genome assembly. Lineage: Eukaryota; Dinophyceae; Suessiales; Symbiodiniaceae.
AGAGUUUGGUAGAUCUCUUUUCAGAGAUCUCUCUUCGCAUCCACCGGCGCGGCCUAUCCUCCCUUCCGCCGCGCGUCUAGCGUAGCGGUGUCUCCUUGCCCAUGGCGAAAGGCCAGCUGGAGUUCCAGGAGGAGGUGGAUGCAGCGCGGAUCGAGAAUGCCAUGUGGCGUUCCUGGAAGGCGGACGGAAGUGGCGACCACUCCGGUGACCACUCGGCGAAGACCGAGAAGUUGGAACGUGUGCGCGGGUCCAUCGGCGACUCCAUCGACUUCAGUCAGAUCCGAUAUCCUCAGGAGACCCGCCGCUGUCGCUACGACGACCUGCCCACCUUCCCGGUGCGGCCCAACUUCGCGGGCUUCGAGAACGCGCUGCAGCCGGCGAGUCAAUGCGUGGUCUUCGAUGGGUGUCCAGAGGAUCCGUAUCAUCCCUCCAAUACGCCGAUUUAUCAAACCUCCACCUUUGUGCAGCCGUCCUCCAGCGAGUUCGGGCCCUAUGAUUACACCCGCAGUGGGAAUCCCACGCGAACGGCCUUGGAGAAGCAUGUGGCCAUGUUGGAGCAUGCAGCUGCAGCGUUUGCAUUCUCCUCUGGAAUGGCUGCCUUGCAUACCGUGACACGUUUGCUGAAGCAGGGUGAUGAAAUCUUGGUCAAUGAGGACAUCUAUGGUGGGAUGCAUCGUUUGCUGACCCAAGAUUGUGCGCACAACGGUGUUCAAGUCACCUUUGUGGAUACCACAAACUUGACGGCAGUUGCGAAGGCCAUCACUCCCAAGACCAAGAUCAUUCAUACUGAAAGCCCUUCCAAUCCACGCAUGAAGAUCUCAGACUUGCGCAAAUUGGCCACCUUGGCCCAUCAGCAUAAAGUCUUGCUCUCAGUGGAUAGCACGAUGAUGCCCCCCGUGAUUUGCCAACCGCUGCUCUUGGGGGUGGAUCUUGUAGUGCACUCCGCGACGAAGUUCUUCUCCGGGCAUGCGGAUUGCACGGGAGGCUUGGUCUGCGUGCGCGAUCCCGAGCUGGCGCAUCGUGUGGCCUUCCUGCAGAACGCGGAGGGAACCGCCUUGGCACCCUUCGAGUGCUUCUUGUUCCUGCGCGGCAUCAAAACCAUGUGGCUCCGCGUGAACCGUGCGCAGGAGAACACCGUGCAGAUCGCCAAGGCUCUCGCGAAGCAUCCCAGGAUCAAGGAAGUCUUCUACCCAGGUCCCGGUGGCUGUAGCAGUGAAGCACUGCGCAUCCACAACUCUCAGAGCUCCGGUUGCGGUUGCAUCAUCAGCUUCACCACCGGCUCGGUCUCCUUCUCGCGCCGCUUCCUCGACGCCUCGAGGCUCUUUAAGACCACCGUGUCCUUUGGGUCGGUCAACAGCUUGGGCGAGAUGCCCUGCACCAUGAGCCACGCCUCCAUCCCGGCAGAGGAACGCACUCUGCCCGCCGACCUGGUGCGCCUCUCCGUGGGUAUCGAGGACGUCCGGGAUCUGCUGCAGGACUUGCAGCGUGCCUUGGAUUUCGCCAGCUCGCAGAAGCCGCCGCCGGAGCACGACGGAUACGACAGCCGCUUCGAAGAUCUACCCGUGGUGCCCAGACCUCCGGAUGAAGAGGAGAGGCCCCGGAAGUCCUUGAGCGAGUGGCUUCUCAGUGAGGUGGAAGGUCCUUCGACCUCUCAAAUGCUUUCAGGCGCGGUGCCGAACCCCAAUGACCAAAACAAGCAUUAAAGAUCAUUCAAGCAGGUUUAUAAGGAAGAAGUCCUUGGUCUAAUUUCAGUAGGGGUUCCAAAAAAGAAACACACACUUAGAUGGUUGCUCGCAAGAGCUAGGAUCAGAAUGAAGUCCCCCUUGACUUGGUGAACGGGAAAAUGCAAUAACCGAAAGGUGGCGGAGUCCGAGAACUUGAAGAUGUUGAACAUUUUGUUUUGUGAGUACGAACUGCCUAAUGCAAAACACCGCAGUGGACAGCUUGAAAAACCGUUCAAAGAGAUGCAGCAGAUACGUCAGAGUGGCCAACUCUGAUGUUCACCAGAUCAAGUGGGCGUCUCCGUUGGUAGCGGUCCCAAAUGAUCUGCCGCUACCCCCUGCCUCUUUUUUUUUGACUCGCGCUGUGUUUGUUUCUGUUUGGUUCCUAGUAGUAAGGCCAGAAGCUACUAGUAGCACCCAGCCUUCUAGUGGAACCUACGGCAGACUUACCAGGUACAAACCUUAGGGACAGGUGUUAACACACACACACACACCCAUGGUGUGGUCACUUUAGGUGAGACUUCUACAAAACUUACAACUUUCCACCUGAGACCACAGGUGUCGCGACACAUGUCGCGACACAUGUGGCCAGUGGACUUUCUGGCCUUUCGAGCUGGAAAUUCUCCUCUCCUUCGAGUCUAUCGUUGAUUUCACUCAUGCCACUGGACCGGAGAGUAGCGGUGCCUUUCUUUGCUUUUUCUCCGAAGGAAUCCACCGAUCGAUUGUUAGACUGGGGAGGGGAGGGACCACAUGUUCUACGUCGGCCGUCGAUGGAAAAGAACAGGACGGAAAGAGGAUGGUGACUUGGGGACCCAAAUCUAGACAGUUGUCACUCUUUGGACUCUACUUCUUGAAAUAAGACUGGCAUGUACCAAGAUGAUGUAUUACCUUAACUCAAAUGAACCACUCAAAUGAACUCAUAGCGUUGUCCAGGUUCCCGGCCAAACCCACCGAGGUCCGUGUCCUUGCUGUUGGGAGUCCUCGUGAGCCGCGCGACUCCUCCGUCCUGGUUGCGUCGCUGACCGUCGGCGAAACGACCGGGGUGGCCAGCGCUCGGUGUCACAUCGAGGCCACCCUGGUGAUGCAAUCAGCGAUCCGGGCCGCGCGCAGAUUGGGCUGCCGUUCCUCAUUCUCCACUGGAGGAACAGCAAUGGUUUCACUGCUGCACGAGCAA